AUGCCUCACAUGGAGAACUUCAUACAGAUGCACGGGACCCCCUACGACCAUGAAAGUGACAGUCAUUUCUUGGCUAUGAGCAGUGCUCAGCCGAGCAUGCUAGAUUUCGACUCUACCAACAUACUCACAGACUUCAUGAGCCCCCCUGAGGCCAUGAUGCAAGACCAUGCAGAGCAAUUCCUGCUGCAUGGUAAGAUGGGAAUUCCGACCCCAACCCAUAUUCCUUUGCCCAUCCAGAUUCCGGAUGGAGCCACACCCUUUCCCCUUCGAAUGGACCUGGAAAGCCCUCAUAGCCACUUGCAGUACCGGCCCCCAGCCGGCCUCUCACCGUCCAACUCUUCCACCACAAGUGGUCUGCAAGAGCCGGAUGCCGUGCUGGCCGCCCACCAUGCCUGGCCGUUUUUCCAGUGUAACCGGGUCGACAAACAAUAUUCCUUUGCUCCACCAAAGACGGCCGCCAUUUACUUGGAGGGCCUUGCUCAAACACUCCGUAACCAGGCAACUUGGGCGGCAUGGACAGCUCAGCUUGAUGAGUCUUUCCUGGACAUUGCCACCGAGCGGAAAAUUGCCACCGAACCUAUCGUAGGAUGGUCUCGCGAGAAAUUGCUCGCCAUCACUCAGAGCUUCCUACAUAAAGCGCUGGAUAUCCACAAGGCUGAUCAUGCAGCUCGAGAAGACACGCCGUCCAGUCCGGAUUCCAGCCGUGAUGCGUUCUUGAUGCUACCACCGCCGGAUGUGAUGCAGUACUUCUUGAGGAGUUACGUGGUUCGAUAUGAGCCCUACUACUCAUCAGUUCCUGCCGGCCGACUGGACCCCAAUGUUUUCAUGGGAUCAAACAACAGCAAGGCCGCAAGCCUCCUGAUCCUGCUUAUGGUCGCCUCGGGAGCUUCGGCCACAGCCACAGUCGAGGCCAGAUACAUUGCCAGUGGCUUGACAGAAGCUUGCAGAAUCUCACUCUUUGACACCAUCGAGAAGGACGUGCUCCAAGCACGGGAGACUUUGGUGCUUCGAUCUGCUCUCCUGUUCACCUGCCUCGCCGCUUGGUCGGGUGAUAAGUGGCAUAUGGACAUUGCCAUGGGUCAACGCGGCAUGUAUCUCGCUAUGUUAGCGCACUCUGGAAUGCUCGAAUUUGAUGAGUGGUCGAUCACUGUUGAAAGUCGUAGGCAGGACCCAGAACGGGCUUGGGAGGAAUGGAAGGAGCACGAAGGCAGACAUCGGCUCGCUCACUCCUGGGUGAUUGUCGACCAGGAAAUGAGCCUGUUUUCGGAUACCACUCCCUUGCUAUCCAUCGUAAACCUCCAUGCACCUAUGCCCGACUCUGACGACCUGUGGCAUGCGGAGACCGCAUUAGAAUGGCUCGAGUUGUUCGAUAAAGCACAUGGCUCGACACAUCAAAGCCCAGCGUCCGUCAGAGACUUUUUCACCAGCUUCGUUGACGGCGAUCUGGCGGGCAAGGAGCUCUCACCAACCCAGCUUCGAUUGCUGUUGCACCCUAUCCAGGCUCAAGUGUGCCAGCUACGUCAAUUCAUUGCGUGCCUACCUGACGGCGGUAACCAUGCCAAGGCAUCUCGUGCAGUGUCGAAGGCAGCAACCAAAGCUCGCCUGGAGGAGAUUUCUUCCUUGCUGCAGCAUUGGUAUUCCAUCAGCAAGCAAAGUUUCGCAGGCAAUAAAGGCACAUGUUGGACGACAUGUGCAAACCUAAUCAUGUAUCACCUAAUAUCACUCAACGCCAUCACCAGCUUCAAAGAUAUCGAGCAAUUUGCUCGCCGCGAGGUUGCUAUUGGCUCGUUCCGGUACGCAUCAUGGCUGCAGAUGCGUUGCAUAGACCAACCGGAAGAGGCCUUCUUCCAUUGCGGACAGAUACUGCGCUUGAUCCGAUCAAUGCCCCAUGCUGUGCGCCCGCCGUGGUGGGCAGGUGCAGUCUAUCGCGUGGCAUUGACAGGCUGGGCAACCAGCAUGGCGAACAGCAAUGGCCGAUUUUCGCCCACGCAUGGUCCGGCCGAGCCAGACCGGCCGUUCGCAAUUGAUGAUUUGACUCCAGAGAACGAGGCCAUCUCCAGAUAUAUGAAAUACCAAGAAGGUACUCCGAUGCUCACUCGAUCGGAUGGAUCUCUUGCCCCCAUGGAUGUCCCUUCGAAUCUACUGCAACACUGCAUUGAGGUUCUCGACGACGACUCGUCGAUGCGACUGACGGAUGGCAUCAAGCGCAAACUCCGCAUCUUCAUGGCAAGCUGGAAAGACAUGUGA
Fonsecaea multimorphosa CBS 102226 is the source of this 2247-nucleotide messenger RNA. RefSeq lists its product as uncharacterized. Bases 1 to 2247 code for a protein of 748 amino acids. The transcript is spliced from 4 exons. The record is from RefSeq and is a predicted model, not a curated record. Lineage: Eukaryota; Fungi; Ascomycota; Eurotiomycetes; Chaetothyriales; Herpotrichiellaceae.